UGUGUCUCAAAUCAGUUAUUUUCCAGGUACCCACAUGCUUGAUACCACCUCCUUACUGCGCAAUGAAUGUCCAUCAAUUGGCAAUGUCAACAAUGGGGACAUUGAGUUUAUGGAUCCUGCAAUCUUGGCAGUUGGUAAAGGCAGGGUUCAAAAUGGCCUUAAAGGCUCAAGUUUAGACAUGUCUCCAAGUUUUCCUCCUCAGCCAAGUGGUUUUGAAAAUGAGGCAAGACUUCAGUUUCUCAUGCAAAGAUCUCUCUCUCUGCAUCAGAAUCAGAGAUACACUGAUAAUAGGGAUACCUUUUUCAAUGAUGCUUAUGGAAUUUCUUCGAGGGUUGUGGAGCAAACUCUGGCCAACAAUCUUUCCCCAUUUUCACAACUCAAUCUUCCCCAGGGUAGGAACUCUGUGAUGUCAAAUGGCCAGUGGGAUGGCUGGAAUGGUGGGGUCCCAAGCGGAAAUGACAUGGGCAUGGCUGAACUCCUCCGAAAUGAAAGGCUGGGCUAUAACAAGCUCUUUAAUGGAUAUGAGGAACCAAAGUUCCGCAUGUCCAAUUCAGGCGAACUGUAUAACAGAACAUUCGGGAUAUAGAUGUGCGUCUGGGAUUUGUCAGUUGUGGGAGAAACAAUGAAUUAGAAAAAUCAUGAGUGACUGGCAGACGUGCUUGAGAUGAUCAAAGAUACAAUGAUGCUCAAAUUGUGGUAAUAACUCAAGGAUAGCUGUGAGGGAAUAUGAUCGAUUUGCCUUUCUAGAAGGAAGCUUGAUCAUGACUGUCUGAAUACUGCUUUCUGAUUGGUGAAGGAUGAAAUCCUCGAAAACAGGAUGUCCAUAAACCAACAGGUGAAAGCUGCUGAGUUCUUCGGGGCUCCACAAUUGUUUAGACAGGAAACCUUGCAUGAUUUAGUUGGCAAGCGACGUGGGAGUGGAGAAUCAGGUUAUCACACACAUUACUUGGAGGCGUUGAGAGUUGUGACACAGCUCGUUUUUCUGAGCUUGCCUGCAAUAAUGCAAAUAGUAAAAGCUGAUAGAAGUUAUAGAAAUAUAUAUCUGUUUAUACCGAACUUUCUCCUAAUUAUUUU
Solanum tuberosum (potato) is the source of this 1074-nucleotide messenger RNA. RefSeq lists its product as uncharacterized. The transcript is spliced from 2 exons. The record is from RefSeq and is a predicted model, not a curated record. The coding region runs from base 35 to 586 and encodes 183 amino acids. Gene Ontology annotation, cellular component: CCR4-NOT complex. Gene Ontology annotation, molecular function: ubiquitin-protein transferase activity. Gene Ontology annotation, biological process: protein ubiquitination. Lineage: Eukaryota; Viridiplantae; Streptophyta; Magnoliopsida; Solanales; Solanaceae.